ACCAACGGCUUGCUUAGGUUCUGCAACUUUAAUAAUAAUAAUAAUAAGAGCCAAAAAAAUAAAAAAUGCUAACUUCAAUGGUUUCUCUGUCAAAUACUACUGCAUCAACAUACACUGCAUUUCAGUGCUGUAAUCAUCACCACAAGCUGCUGCAAAUAAGAGCUUCUUCUGCUGCACCUGGUGUUGACCUCAAGACCCUUGAGUCUGCACUUGCUAAGAAAGACAGCAAUGCUGUUAAAGAGGCACUUGAUCAACUAAGGGAGGUUGGUUGGGCUAAGAGAUGGAGCUCUCAGCCAUAUGUCUCUCGCCGUACGGUCAGUCUCCAUCACAAACAUCUCUGCGGGAGCUGACGACUCUUGGAAUUAAGAAUGCAGAGAACCUGGCAAUUCCAAGUGUUAGAAAUGAUGCAGCUUUUCUUUUCACAGUGGUGGGAACAACAGGCUUUUUGGGAGUCCUUGCUGGCCAGCUUCCUGGGGAUUGGGGUUUCUUUGUGCCAUACUUGAUUGGGAGCAUUUCUCUAGUUGUCCUGGCUGUGGGGAGUAUUUCUCCUGGACUUCUUCAAGCUGCUAUUAGUGGUUUCUCUGCAGUUUUUCCUGACUAUCAGGAGAGGAUAGCUAGACAUGAAGCAGCUCAUUUUUUAAUUGGAUACUUGAUUGGCCUUCCUAUCCUGGACUACUCAUUAGAUAUCGGGAAAGAGCAUGUCAAUCUCAUUGAUGAAAAGCUGGAAAAGCUGAUAUAUAGUGGGCAGCUUGAUGCUAAGGAGCUAGAUAGGUUGGCGGUUGUAGCAAUGGCUGGACUUGCCGCAGAGGGUCUGCAAUAUGACAAAGUGGUUGGCCAAUCUGCUGACCUUUUCACUCUUCAGAGAUUUAUAAAUAGAAGCAAACCACAGAUCAGCAAAGACCAGCAACAGAAUCUUACUAGAUGGGCUGUUUUAUUUGGCGGAUCUCUUAUUAAAAAUAACAAGUCACUCCAUGAAGCCCUAAUGACAGCAAUGUCGAAUAAGGCGACUGUAUUAGAAUGCAUUCAAGCGAUCGAGAAAGCUGCAUAAUUCUAUCGCCUGUACCUUCUUAGACCAUCGUAUUUACUUCCAACUUUGCUGUUUAUUCUCCCUUUUCUUCUUUUCCAUGCAAAUUCUUAAUGAAAGAUGAUUUUUGAGCAA
Populus trichocarpa (black cottonwood) is the source of this 1159-nucleotide messenger RNA. RefSeq lists its product as uncharacterized. Lineage: Eukaryota; Viridiplantae; Streptophyta; Magnoliopsida; Malpighiales; Salicaceae. The transcript is spliced from 10 exons. Gene Ontology annotation, molecular function: ATP binding; metalloendopeptidase activity; ATP-dependent peptidase activity. The record is from RefSeq and is a predicted model, not a curated record. Bases 281 to 1048 code for a protein of 255 amino acids. Gene Ontology annotation, biological process: proteolysis.